AUGGCUUACAAGCGCCAGGCUUCUUUCUCGAAGCAGCCAGACAGCAGGGAAAGGAAACUGAAAGGGGAAGAGGAGGACGACACCUGGAGCUCCACCUUGGCAACCCUGAAAACUGCUCCUAAGGAGAAGCGCCCUGCCACAAUUGAUGGGCUGUGCCCCCCGAGCAGGGCACUCGGUGCUCGGGUCUAUGAGGACUAUGACUGCACCCUGAACCAGACCAACAUCAAAGCCAACAACAACAAGUUCUACAUCAUCCAGCUCCUUGAGCAUAAUGGUGCCUACAGUGUCUGGAGCCACUGGGGCCGUGUGGGAGAGGUGGGCCAGUCCAAGCUCAUGCCCUGUGCCUCCCUGGAAGCUGCCAAGAAGGACUUUGAGAAGAAGUUUCGGGAGAAGACCAAGAACAGCUGGGCAACAAGGGAGAACUUCAUUGCCCAGCCGGGGAAGUACACGCUCAUUGAGGUGCAGCCAGGGGCUGGGCAGGAGGUGGAGGCUACGCUCAGGGUGGAUGCUGUGGAUGGGGACAAGGUCUGCAAGCAGAGGGUGCUGCCCUGCACCUUGGACAGAGCCACACAGGACCUGGUGUCCCUCAUCUUCAGCAGUGACAUGUUCCGGGAUGCCAUGCAGACCAUGAAUAUUGAUGUGAAGAAGAUGCCUCUGGGGAAGCUGAGCAAGCAGCAGAUCGCGAGGGGUUUUGAGGCACUGGACGAGCUGGAGGCAGCACUGAGGGAGCAGCCCCCCCAGGCCCCUCACCUGGAGGAACUCUCCUCACGCUUCUACACAAUCAUCCCACACAGCUUUGGACGGGCACGGCCACCCACCAUCAGCUCCUCUGACCUGCUGCGUGCCAAGAAGGACAUGCUGUUGGUGCUGGCUGACAUUGAGAUUGCACGGAGCCUGCAGGCACAGAAAGAGAAGGAGGAGGAGGAGGAGAAGAAAGAAGUUGCCCACCCACUGGAUCAGGAUUACGCCCUGCUCUGCUGCCAGCUCUCCCUGCUUGACCCAGCUUCCCGGGAAUACCAGCUGAUCCAGACCUAUGUGAUGCAGACUGGGCACAAACUCCACAUCCUCAACAUCUGGCAGGUGGCCCGAGAUGGUGAGGAUGAGUGUUUCAAGGCCCAUGACCUCCUGGAGCACCGGCGCCUGCUUUGGCACGGCACCAAUGUGGCAGUGGUGGCGGCCAUCCUGAAGAGUGGGCUGCGCAUCAUGCCCCACUCAGGCGGGCGCGUGGGCAAGGGCAUUUACUUUGCCUCAGAGAACAGCAAAUCAGCCUGCUAUGUGGGCUGUACAUCUAAGAAUGUUGGCAUCAUGUUCCUGACGGAGGUGGCCCUGGGCAAGCCCUACCGCAUCACCUGCGAUGACCCCACGCUGUGCCAGCCACCUGCUGGCUAUGACAGUGUCCUGGCCUGUGGCCGCACAGAGCCGGAUCCUGCACAGGAUGAGGAGGUGCUGCUGGAUGGCAAGAAGGUGCUGGUGUGCCAGGACAAGCCCAUCCCCAUGCCCGCCUACAAGGACUCCUCCUUCAGCCAGAGCGAGUACCUCAUCUACAAGGAAAGCCAGUGCUGGAUCCGCUACCUUGUCCAGCUCCGCUUCUGAGGGUGCCUGGGGGGCACCACAGCCCUGGCCCAGCACCAGGUGGUGACACCCAUCAGCCCAGAGCACAGUGAUCUGGAUUCUCUGGCCACCCCACCUGGGGCUUGGCAAGGGACAGGCUGGCAUGGGGACUGAGCUUGCUUUGACUGUGAAUAAAAGCACUGUGCCUUGCA
This is a messenger RNA of Taeniopygia guttata (zebra finch), 1763 nucleotides long. The record is from RefSeq and is a predicted model, not a curated record. NCBI's taxonomy places the organism in Eukaryota, Metazoa, Chordata, Aves, Passeriformes, Estrildidae.